Messenger RNA from Funneliformis mosseae, 1071 nucleotides. Lineage: Eukaryota; Fungi; Glomeromycota; Glomeromycetes; Glomerales; Glomeraceae. The record is from the annotation of a GenBank genome assembly.
AUGGCAUCGGUUUCAAAAGAAGCGAUAAAAUUGCCAUCGCUUUCACCUUUCGGAAACGCUGUAGCAGGUUCUUUAGGGGCACUUUUUGCUUUGGCUAUCGUUUAUCCUUUGGAUAUUAUAAAGACUCGACUUCAAGUUCAAUCAAAAAGUGCAUCAUCGGCCAAUGAAAAUUAUUAUGAAUCAACAGGAGACGCGAUAUAUAAAAUAUUUAAAAGAGAAGGGAUUUCUGGGUUAUAUGCAGGAUUACCAGCCGGAUUAAUUGGAGUUGCAUCAACAAAUUUUGCAUAUUUUUAUUGGUAUUCAUUUUUACGUACGAGGUAUCAAAAUACCAUAACGAAAAGUUCGAAUACACAACAAUCCUUGUCAACAAUAUCAGAAUUAUUAUUAGGAGCGUUAGCGGGUGCGCUUGCUCAAAUAUUUACAAUUCCUGUAUCAGUUGUAACGACAAGACAGCAAACGGCACGCAUUGAAGAAAGAAAUGGAUUGAUCGAUACAGCGAAAGAAAUUAUAUUAGAUGAUGGUAUUCCAGGAUUAUGGAAAGGGUUAAAACCCAGCUUAAUAUUAUGUGUUAAUCCUGCUAUUACAUAUGGAGCUUUCGAGAGAUUUAAGGAUAUAGUUUCAAAAAGGUUAUCAACUAAUGGAGAUAAUCAACAAUCACUUGGUCCUGCUAUCAUUUUCUGGUUAGGAGCUUUAAGUAAAACUAUUGCUACUAUCAUUACUUACCCUUAUAUUAUGGCUAAGGUUAGAUUACAAUGUAAACAAUCAAAGGAUGAAGAUAUAUUUGAUGAGCGUUAUGAAAAACUUGAGGAGGAUUAUUUUAACAUAGUUGAAAGCAAUGAAAGAAAAUCCAUUAAACAUGUAAGAUAUACCGGUGCGAUUGAUGUGUUAAAAAAAGUCUUGGAGACUGACGGUAUCCUUGGAUGGUAUAAGGGGAUGCAAGCGCAAAUUACAAAAGCUGUAUUAUCCCAAGCUUUAUUAUUUUACGUUAAAGAAUAUACAACUAAAUAUACCAUAUUGCUUUUCGCUUUAUUCGCAAGAUUGGCAUCUAAUAGAAAACGAGUAGUAUCGUAG